CUCACCUCUCUCUUUCUCUCUGCUCCAAAAUUCCUUCGCUUUUUUGCUUCUUUCUCAUCUCACUUCUCAAAAUCCCAAUUUUUUUCCCUCUCCCAUCAAAUGUCGGGCCCCCCCCCGCCGCUGCUCGGCGUCACCCCCGCAAUCGCCGACCUUUAGCCCAUCUACGAUCAGGAUUCGCCGCCGCCGGAGUUCGACUGGCCGCCGUUCCGAGCUUUCUAGGGCGCUUUCCCUCCGGUUUGGUUGCCGUUCUUGAGUUCUCGUCAGGGUUAGGGUUUCUGAAAGGCAUACUACGAUGGCGCCGGGUCGGAGGAGAGUGGGGAACAAGGGGAAGGCGAAGGAUAAGUUGAAAUUGGGGGAUCUUGUUCUCGCCAAGGUCAAGGGCUUUCCAGCGUGGCCUGCAAAGAUAAGCAAGCCGGAAGAUUGGGAUCGCUCACCUGAUCCCCGAAAGUAUUUUGUUGAGUUCUUUGGGACUGCAGAAAUUGCUUUUGUUGCACCUGCUGAUAUUCAAGUGUUUACUAACGAAUCAAAGAGUAAGUUGUUGGCGCGGUGUCAGGGUAAAACUGUAAAAUAUUUUGCUCAAGCUGUGGAGGAGAUUUGUGAGGAGUUCGAUGAAAUGCAACAGAAAGAUUUUACUGGUUCUGGAGAAGAUAUCGAUUCGUCUACAGCAGCUGAACCAACCGAUGACCUUGAGAAUAGCAGCCAUCGUAUGUAUCACAAAAUUCAUCAUUUGGAAGAUCAGGAGGUGGUACAUAUGAAGAAGGAUGCUGAUAAGACUGAAAGCUCCUUUGAUGAGCCACAUGGGCUGGAACGUUGUCCACAAAGUUGUGGUGGGAGCGCUGUUUUUCAGCCAUGUUCAGAUGGCGGGGAUCCAGAAUAUCUUUCAGUUAAGAAAAGGAAAAAAUUAUCAGACAGCACAAGAUUGAGUAAGGAAGGUAAAACAUCUGGUACUCCUUUUGCUAAGGAAGGUAGUUCCAGUAACCUGCCUGAUAAUGAAAACAUGGGUGCAGCCACAUUUUCUGAAACGAAAGUUAAAGAGACUUUUCUGAGCAAUGGUUGUCAGAAUCAGGAUUAUCAUCAUUCUGGAUCAUGUUCUAGUCCAGUUGAUGGUGUUAACACGGAGACUACAAAAAAUGAGUUAGUUUGUUCAGAAAAAGUAGUUAAUGCACAGAAGGUGAUAGGUUUUGAUAGUGACACUGCUUUGAUGGCUGAACCAAAAGUAAAUGCUGUGGUUGAUUCAAAAAUGAAAAAAAAUAACAUAUUGCACAAACAAAAAAGAAACUUAUCUACGGAAAGUGGUAAAUUUGGAGAUGGGAAUAACUUCGCAGGAUCAGAUGAAAGCUCUCCAAAAUUUGGCAAGGAAACUGACAGUGAAAAAGGAUCCCAUAACUUUACAAAAUCUAAGAAACAUACAUCUGAAAAAGAUGCAUUGCAGGGUGUUCAGAAAAGGGUUAGAGCAGAUAGCUUAAAGGUACGGGUCAGCGAAGGGUUAUCAUCUUCUCAUCUUCAGGGGGGAAGGUCCUUGCUCAGCAGUAAAAAUCAAAAGUCAGCUGACAUUGACUAUUCACAGUCAGCUAAACGAUUUAAAUGUGGUGAUGAGAGUGUUGGAAAAAUGUCGAGAAAUAAAGAUUCAUCACAUUCUGCUGGCAAAGUUAAAGGAGGUAAAGUUGUAAAAGGUAAACAAUCACUAUCCUCGUUGCAAGGCGAUGUUCAUGUGGCAUCUAAUUUGGAACACACUAGGAAGCAUAAAAUGGUGACAGCGAAUGUGCAUCUUCCAUCACAACGAAGUAGUCGAGUAUCAGAAUCAGCAUCUAUUUCUGCCCCCAAAAAUACUACACACACAACUGGAAAAAGUCCGGGCUUUGUGAAUGAUGGUGUAUCCACGACAGCACAUGUACGCUCAAGAAGAAGAGCAUUUCUAAUUGAUGACGAUGAAGAAGAUGAAGUUAAUAGAACCCCGGUUCACCAACAGUCUACGAGUAUUGUAACUUCUGCACAUUCGAAUGGUCAAAUUGCUGAAAAUUCCAGAGAUUCUGCAUUAACUAUAAUAAAAGCUUUGUCUGAAAAUGUAAAUUCUAAAAGAGAAGAAAUUUCUUCAACUGAUUUGGCAGCACCACUUAAAAAUAGUGAUGGUUCUUCAUCUCCUAAUGCCUUGGAGAAAGAGGUGAUAAGUACAGAAAAAGAAUUGGGGUUGCAAGCAUCUCGUAGUACUACAAAGCUAGAAUGUCAGAAAUCCUCUUCUGGUGAGGGCAGGGUAGCUGUUAUCUCACCCAAAGCUGUUAUCUCACCCAAAACCAAACCAGUGGAACAUAAAUCCAUCAAGCCCCAAGUGAAAUCUUCAGGUAACUCAUCAUCAAAGAAAGUUCAAGGCAGCUGUUCCAGACCAUCAAACCUUGUUUCUGCAAGUUUAGACCAUACACAUAAUCAGGAGAUCAGAAUAAAGAACGGAACAUCUUCUGUUGCAGAAAAAGUGCAUUUGAAUCCUAAAUCUGAUUCAGUUAUUGGUGGAUUCACAGAAAACAGGUCUAACAUCAACUUUUCAGCUGAGCCAAAUAUUGAGAAGGAUGCUCUAUAUGCAGAACGUGAAUUAUCUAAUUGCAGAUUAGAUGCUGGAAAAAGAGAAAAAGCAGCAACUACAUCUGUUAGUUCCAAGUUUGGAAAUUCUGACAAGUCACUGAAACAUCUCAUUGAAGCUGCUCAUGAGAAAAGGAAAAAGUCACAGCCACUGGGUCAACCACAUGAAAUUACUGCUCCUGCAGUUGCCACCCCGCCUUUGGUUAAUGGAAAGAGUCCAAGUCCUGUUUCUUCUGUCUAUCCUACCUCAUUGGAAAAUUCUCUUCAAAAAGAUUCAAAGCUGUUAUACCCUAUGAAGCCAUUUGGUUCUCCGUCUUUACCCGCUCAGCAACUUCCAUCAAAUCAAAUAAAUGACGAGGAAUUCAAUCACAAGAUUAGUCCUGGCCACAAACAACUUGGGGGUUCUUUAAGUGGUGGCACUGAAGCUUCUAUUGCUCGUGAUGCUUUGGAAGGUAUGUUGGAGACACUUUCAAGAACAAAGGACAGUAUUGGCCGUGCUACCCGUCUCGCCCUUAAUUGUGCCAAAUAUGGGAUUGCCAAUGAGGUUGUAGAACUUCUCAUUCGCAAGCUGGAGACAGAACCUAGCCUCCAUCGUCGAAUUGACCUCUUUUUUCUUGUGGACUCAAUCACCCAAUGCUCACACGGGCAGAAAGGCAUUGCUGGGGCUUCCUAUAUUCCCACAGUAGAAGCAGCAUUACCUCGUCUUCUUGGUGCUGCUGCUCCACCUGGGGCUGGUGCCCAGGAGAACCGUCGCCAGUGCCUGAAGGUUCUUGGAUUAUGGCUUGAGAGGAAGAUUCUUCCUGAAUCGCUUCUUCGUCGUUACAUGAAUGAUAUUGUUGUUCCAAGUGAGGACAUGACUGCCGCAUUUUUGCUAAGGCGUCCGUCACGAGCUGAGCGUUCUGUUGAUGAUCCCAUAAGAGAGAUGGAAGACAUGCUUGUAGAUGAGUAUGGAAGCAAUACAACCUUUCAGCUACCUGGGUUGUUCUCUUCUCAUGUAUUUGAAGAUGAAGAUGAUAUUCCCAAUGAUCUAGACAAUGUUAAGGAACAACUAGAUACAUUUGCCAGUGACAAAGGUCACCGCGUGUUACAAGAUGUUGAUGGUGAACUUGAAAUGGAAGAUGUUUCCACAACUUCAAAAGAUGAGAAAGUAAUUCAGGGGAGUAGUUCACUCAAAUUGGAUUCUCCGCAUCCAAAUCUCAGUCAAGGUUUGGAGUCAAAGUCCAUCAGCAUAACUGAAUAUCCUCCAUUGCCGUCAGACUGUCCACCCUUACCUUUAGAUUCUCCAUCGCCACCACCUCCCUUGCCUCAGUCACCACCUCCACCUCCACCACCAUCAUCACCACCACCACCUCCACCUCCACCCCUACCACCACUCCCUCCUCCAGCACUACCUCCUCUGCCAUCUUUUCCAAACCCACCUUUACCUCCUUCUCCCCCACCACCUUCAUUAUAUGUUCCUCAUGCACAUGACUACUGCAGGAUGCAAAGUGACAACCAACUAGACCAGAUCAGUGGAAACGCUGCCUUCCAGGCGCAUGGUAAUGCAGCUGUCAAGAGCGAUGUAAUUUUCCAGCAGCAGGCCAAUUUUAUGAGGACUGGAAAUGGCAAUCCACAACCUAUGCCAGCAUUUACUUCCAUGAGGCCUCUUGAGUAUGGAAACAAUGAUAUAUAUUCAACUCCUCAGGCUUCGAAUUCCAGCCAUCAAUUUCAACAAGGUGGUGGAUCUUUCCACCAGAGACCUUACCAUCCCCAACCACCUGUGCAGACACCUCCAAAUCAUCCACUUGCAACUGGAAAUCCACCAUCAAAUCAUUUUUCAUAUGCAAAACCUCUGAGCCAGCAGAAUUUACAGCAGUCAUACAAUCCAUACAGUGUAUCAUCCCAUCCAAAUGGUCACAGGCAAUAUGCUGCUGAUGAACCGAGAAGAAUUCAUUCUUCUGAAGUUGGUCCAGAUAGUCAACAUAAUGCAUGGCUAGCUGGAGGAAGAGGUCCAUCAUGCUCGGAUUCAUCUUUUGUGCAAGAGGGUAUAUUGUUUUUUUUUUCUCACAAAAUAGAUGCAUAACCUUUCAGACAUACUUGAACAUGGAAAUAUUUAGAAUAAUCAUGCAAAGUUGAGCAUUAUAUAUUUAUCACCACCUCUGUUGUAGUUGGCUUUCUUGAAGCUUGUUUUGCAUAACCUGUCAUUCCUACAAAUUUAACAUGAAUAAAGGGACAAGAUGUAUGAGUUUGACAAUUUACAUAAAGUUGACCAAUUUCUGGCGUGGUGGAU
Messenger RNA from Asparagus officinalis (garden asparagus), 4840 nucleotides. RefSeq names its product ENHANCER OF AG-4 protein 2-like. The transcript is spliced from 9 exons. Gene Ontology annotation, molecular function: transcription coregulator activity; double-stranded DNA binding. The record is from RefSeq and is a predicted model, not a curated record. Gene Ontology annotation, cellular component: nucleus. Bases 293 to 4633 code for a protein of 1446 amino acids. NCBI's taxonomy places the organism in Eukaryota, Viridiplantae, Streptophyta, Magnoliopsida, Asparagales, Asparagaceae. Gene Ontology annotation, biological process: regulation of transcription by RNA polymerase II.